Molecule: messenger RNA, 15012 nt
Organism: Mus musculus (house mouse)
Lineage: Eukaryota; Metazoa; Chordata; Mammalia; Rodentia; Muridae
Gene: Prex2
Product: phosphatidylinositol-3,4,5-trisphosphate-dependent Rac exchange factor 2
Exons: 36
Coding region: 4978-9264 (1428 amino acids)
Biological process (GO): intracellular signal transduction; signal transduction
Molecular function (GO): guanyl-nucleotide exchange factor activity; GTPase activator activity
Source: RefSeq, a predicted model, not a curated record
GACACUUGGUAAUUAGACUCAUUCCUAAGUUUGAGCAGGGCUGGGGCAAUAGAUAUUACCCAUGGGGAUUGGGUUUUCUGACCUAGCUUCCUUAGGUGUCUUUUAGGAGAUGUGUAGCCUGUUUUACUUUCCCAGAAGUCUGGGGCUAUAAAGCACAAUAUAGAUGAUACUGAAUUUCUAAGGCUUUUAGUCAGACCCUGAGAAAUGAGUGGGCCCAUUUUUAAAGCUGUAAGGAUUUUCUAUGCUCACCCCAGCUCUGAGAAAAGAUAGUUUUUUUAUAUUUAUUAUAGAUGCUUAAACUCUUUGCUUAGGCUGUCCUCAACUAACUCAUGACUUACCCAUUUAUUCUAGUCUAAGUUCUUCCAUGAGUCCUGUUAGUUUCCUUCCAUCCCAGCCUACUUCUUCCUCUGUCUGAUUGGUGAAAUCUUCUUUGCAUCUGACUCAUUUUCCCAUAAUUGUCUCUUCCUGGAAGUCCUAUCUUCCUUAUCCGCCUUUGCUAUAGGCCAUUAGUUUUUUUUUUUUUUUCCUUAAAACCAAUCAGAAGGUGAGAAAGGGAGUGUUUAGAAAAUAUGAUGUAGCCAUAUGAAUAACAAUACCAAAGUCUGUCUGCAUUCAACUCUCUGUUGCACAGAAAUUAGCAUUUGAAUAGUACAAAGAAACUCUUCACACAGGAGCACAAAAAAAAUCACCUCAACAUACUGUCAUUCUGGAAACUUUUUUGUUUUUGUUUUUUUGAGACCAAGUUUCUCUGUGUAGCCCUGACUGUCCUGGAACUAGCUCUGUAGAUCAGGCUGGCUUUGACCUCACAGAGAUCUGCCUGCCUCUGCCUCUGCUUUUUUUUUUUUUUUUUUUUGGUUUUCUGAGACAGGGUUUCUCUGUGUAGCCGUGGCUGCCCUGGAACUCACUUUGUAGACCAGGCUGGCCUGGCACUCAGAAAUCUGCCUGCCUCUGCCUCCCGAAUGCUGAGAUUAAAGGCAUACGCCACCAUGCCCGGCUCCUGCCUCUGCUUCUUUAGUGUUAGGAUAAUGAUAAUCAGUGAUUAGGUGUUAGCUCCCAUCCUUCAUGAUUUCUGAUUUUAAAGGCUAAAGCUGGUUUCUCAAAGGAUUUAUUGGCUCUUUCUCAAGGCAGCAGAGAUUCCUCCCAGAGAAUGGAACAUUCCUUGGGCCCCAGUGCAGACUCCUUGGCCUCAGAGUCAGCCAUCCUAUUUCACUUGCCACUGGGGCUUCUCCAUUCUGAUGUCCAGGGAAGAGGAUUGCCGUCACUUGCAUGAUCAAGAGGAUAACAUUCUGAAGUCUAAGGAUUUUUUGAGAAUACUUUGUAGGGGGUCUCUGUUAGGAGGAGGCUUCUUUCCGUCCAUGUGGUUAAAUAGGCAUGGGAGACAAAAAGGCCAUAUUUGGAAUCUGUAUAAAUAAAUACUGACCCCCCCAUCCCCACUCUAGGACAGUUCAAGGCCUAAAAUGAUAGCUUUCAGCUUGGCUAGUUGAGUAGCAGAGUUUGGGGCUAUUGAGCCUGAUUCCGGCACUUUGAAGUCAGCGACUAUUGCAUAUCCUGCAUGUCAGAUUAAUUUUUCAUUCAUGAAGGAACUACCCUCUGAAUAGAAGACCAAGUUAGGGUUUUCCACGGGCUGAUCUGAGAGAUCAGGAUGGGCUACUAUACAAUUAGUUGUCCAUAGGGACCCCCUGAAAGGAGGAGGAGAGAUUUUCCUUCUGUUUCUAGCAGAUAGAUGGUUCAGUUCAGACUUUGACAGGUCUUGAAUGCAAUUUCAGCUCCCUCCAUCAUGAGGGCCUCAUAUUUAAGGAACCUAUUGUGAAUUAGAUUUACAGUGGUUCUCAACCUGGGCUUGUUACCUCUUUCUGGUCGAAGGACCCUUUCGCAGGUGUAGCCUAAAAUCAUAGGAAAACACAGAUAUUUAUGUAAUAAUUUACAACAAUAGUAAAAAUUAGUUAUAAAGUAACAGUGAAAACAGUUAUAUGGUUGUGGGGGUCAUCAUAACACAGGGAACUCUAUUAAAGGUUCACAACAUUAGGAAAGUUGAGAAACAUUGAAUUAGAAGUUUGUCUUCUAAUUUGGAAUGAUCCAGUGUAAUCACGCAUGUGAACUGUGAGGGGGCAACCAACGGUAGUCUUUUGAGAUUCAGGAAUCAGAAGUCUGACAGUAACAACUGCUCACAGACUUCCAGAUUGAUCAGCCCAUGGCUACCUGAUGUAAUUCCUUAGCUAUCUAUAAGACUUGAGGAAAUGAACAAUGCAUUGGGUAACUACACCAGAGCUGUUCCCUGUCACUCAGCUAUACAGGUCUUUUCUCUGGAUAUGAGGUUUCUUUGAUCAUCUCACAUAGAAGAUCAUCUACAUAUUGGAUCAAGGUAGUCUUCAGAUAUGUUCAUCCUAUCAUUCUGGGGAAAGAGCUAAGACAAAUAAGGAAGACUGUCUCAAAAUGGCUGCAAGAGAACAGUUAAAGUAAUUUGUCCUGCUCUGCAUGUGAGAUCUUCAAAAGCAAAUAAAAACUGGUUAUUGGAUGACUUGAGGUAUUUAAGAAACUGUCUUCAAGAUAUUAAGACUGAUAUGAGAUAUUAAGAAAUGCUUGUGGUGGUGGCAGCACAGGCUUUUAACCCUAGCCCUCAAGGGGCAGAGGCAGUCUGAAUUUGAGACCAGCCUGGUCUAACUAGUGAGUUCCAGCACUGCCAGGGCUACACAGAGAAACCCUGUCUUGGAGAACAAACAAACAAACAAAGAUCUAGCCUUAACCCAAGAGGAUUUUUAGGGGAAUCUGGCUAAGGAGAGUAUGAGAAUUAGGAACAACUAGAUGGGGUGGAGCCACUCUGUAACUGAGCAUACAGAAACCUUGGACUGAUUUAUUUGUUAGAACCUAUUCUAACACCAAGAAUGGGAGGUUCUGUGUGCUGGAACAUUCAGCCAAUCAUCCUUAUUUCAUUAGCCUUUGAAUUAUGUCCCUCUCUGACUUCAGGCUUCAGGAGACAUUGUCUCUGAUCUAGAAAAUAGGCAGGAUCUUUAAGAUACAUAACUACAAAAGUUGCCAUUUCAGUCUUCUCUAUAGUUUGUACUUCCAUCUGUCUAUGCUGCAGCCUUGAUCAUUGCUUUCCAUUGAAACAAGCAGUAGUGUUCUGCCCUGGAGGGAUAGACCUUAAGUCUAGACAAAAAGUUUCUUUCUAAUAGAGGAGUCAGGCAGGGUAUAAGGAACUAUUAAAAAGAAAUGACAAAUGUGGAGUUCUCCUGAACAUGCAAACAGUUGAGUGAAAUAUCACUUAAGGGGCUGGUCUAAUGCACCUGGAAUUGUUGUAAAACUUCAGGACCACGGAAAAAAGGAAAGGUACAGUGCUAAGAAUCAGUCAUGAAUCUAAUCUUAUGUUUCUCACAGUCAGAAACUCCUUAAGAUUGUUGAUCACAAUAGAAGCCAGUAUGAAACCCCUCUGCCUGCCAGACCUGUCAUUGUGGGGAAUAAAGGUCAACUAGGCUGGAAGGCACUGAUGUUGCCAGUGAUUUUCCUUAUAGAUAGGACAGGGUUUGAGAGGUCUCUGAGAGCAUUCCCAACAAGAAGUGGCCUUCUUGUGAAGCAAGCCCUAGGCUUAGACUUGUUUCAGGAGUUGGGGGGACAUUUAUUUAGUAGGCUCUUGUAGUGAUCACUAACUCCCCAUGAUACCCUUUCCUUUCAUGGCUGUAUCAUAAAAAGACUGAGUUUAUGCCCUGGACAAAUAAAAAUCAAAAAGCCUGCUAGUGUUUUGUCUGGGGCUGCUAUCAGUGUCUGGAGCUUUUUAUGAAUGUCUGAAGUUGGCUAAGUUAAGAGAGUGGCUUUUAGGAUUACUUUGUCUAGUGACUCAGGGUAUGUAGAAGCUUUCUUGUCUUCUUGAAGUAUAUAACAGGGACUAAUAAAGAGUUUAGACAGUAGCAGCCUUCUUAAGGCUCUCUAUCACACAGUAAAGAAUGUCAUCUCCAUUCCUCAUGUGGUCAUUCAGAUUACAGAGAUGGGCUAGCCUUAUCCCCCAUAGGAAAGUCCUUGUCCACUUUAGUCCUCUGGGCAGUGACAAUGUCAUUGCUGCUUAAACAGCUCAAUCUAACAUUCUCCUCUUUCCCAAAAGGGUUAACAUUUGUUUUUAAUAGCAUCAUUACAUCUCUCCAACAUAAUUCAUGUAUCUGCUUCAGUAGCUCAGUAGAUUGAUCACACUGUUCUGGACCCUCCAUAUAACUCCCCGGUUCUUCCUUACUCUGUGUCAUUCAGUUCUGCCAGGGUAAAGGGGGAAUGGGCAAACAUAACUCUUCUCUCUCUCCUGAUUCUUACCUAAGAGAAAAACAUCCCUUUUGGGUAUUAGGAUAGUGCAUACAUAAUUAUUUUGUUUCUUUUGGGGGUAAGAAUUGCAUGGAUAUGAAGGUUAUUGGGGGUUUAGGCUCCCAAGAGAUCAGAAUUGAUCCUUGUUUGUUGUUGUUGUUUUGUUUUGUUUUUGUUUUUGUUUUUUCUAGUAGAGUUUUCUUGGGUGAAGGUCUUUCUUCUAAUUUCUCUGGCUCUUCAUAUCAUCUUUAAAACUCUAUAGCUACCUAUAGUCCACUAAUGUGGAACCAUCAGAAAGUAUUGCAGAGACUCUCCUCGGCUACUGGUGGAUCAAAAUAAGCUCUAAUUAAAUUACUCCCAGAGAGGGUUCUUGUGGAAUGCUUUAUGUACCAUAAAGGUAGUCUCCAGAUUAGGCCCCUCAAAUCUGGUUCUCAGAUUUUAACUUACUCCACCUCCAUUAUUUCAGGUGUACAAUAGUAAGAGGAACUAGCUAUACUCUAGUCCCAACUCUCUGGAAGGGUAGCAGUUAGAAUCCAGAUUAUGUAACAGUCCAAUAAGUUUUUAACUGUCCUAAUCAUGGCUCCUUAUAUUCUGACCUAGGAGAGGGGAGCGAAGAGCCCAAGAAGAGCCUGUUUGUAGUCAGACUAGGAAUUACUGAAGCGGACUCCACGGAGACAUAGUGACUACACAGCAGUGAUGGAAGCACUCCAAGCCAUGAAAGCCGUGUGUUCCAACAUUAAUGAGGCCAAGAGACAGAUGGAGAAACUGGAAGUUUUAGAAGAGUGGCAGGCACACAUUGAAGGCUGGGAGGGGUCCAACAUUACUGACACCUGUACUGAGAUGCUGAUGUGUGGAGUCCUAAUGAAAAUUUCUUCCGGAAAUAUUCAAGAACGAGUGUUUUUUCUUUUUGAUAAUCUUUUAGUAUACUGCAAAAGAAAACACAGACGGCUGAAGAAUAGUAAGGCAUCCACAGAUGGGUAUCGGUAUGUCUUUCGAGGGCGGAUCAAUACUGAGGUGAUGGAAGUGGAAAAUGUGGAUGACGGCACAGCUGAUUUUCACAGCAGUGGGCAUAUUGUUGUGAAUGGGUGGAAGAUACACAACACAGCAAAAAAUAAAUGGUUUGUAUGCAUGGCUAAAAGCCCUGAAGAAAAGCAUGAGUGGUUUGAAGCUAUUUUGAAAGAAAGAGAACGUCGGAAAGGGUUAAAACUAGGAAUGGAACAAGACACCUGGGUAAUGAUCUCUGAGCAGGGUGAGAAAUUGUAUAAAAUGAUGUGCAAACAGGGAAAUCUGAUCAAAGACAGAAAAAGAAAACUGACCACAUUUCCUAAGUGCUUCCUGGGAAGUGAAUUUGUCUCAUGGCUAUUGGAAAUUGGAGAGAUUCACAGGCCCGAAGAAGGUGUUCACUUAGGACAAGCGCUGUUAGAGAAUGGGAUCAUCCACCAUGUUACCGAUAAGCACCAGUUCAAACCGGAGCAAAUGCUAUACCGAUUCCGUUAUGACGAUGGUACAUUUUACCCCAGGAGUGAGAUGCAGGACGUGAUUUCUAAGGGUGUAAGGCUCUACUGUCGUCUUCAUAGUCUGUUUACCCCAGUGGUCAGAGAUAAAGAUUACCAUUUAAGAACUUACAAAUCUGUUGUCAUGGCCAACAAAUUGAUAGACUGGUUAAUUGCACAGGGUGAUUGCCGUACCAGGGAAGAGGCAAUGAUAUUUGCUGUUGGGCUCUGUGACAAUGGAUUUAUGCAUCACGUCCUAGAAAAAAGUGAAUUCAAAGAUGAGCCUCUACUUUUCCGCUUUUUUGCUGAUGAGGAAAUGGAAGGAUCAAAUAUGAAGCAUAGGCUUAUGAAACAUGACUUGAAGGUUGUGGAGAAUGUCAUAGCUAAGUCACUGUUGAUUAAAUCCAACGAAGGCAGCUAUGGCUUUGGCCUAGAAGACAAAAACAAAGUUCCAAUAAUAAAAUUAGUGGAAAAGGGGUCGAAUGCCGAGAUGGCUGGCAUGGAAGUUGGGAAGAAGAUAUUUGCCAUUAAUGGUGACCUUGUUUUUCUGAGACCUUUUCCUGAAGUCGAUUGCUUCCUGAAAUCGUGCUUAAACAGCAGAAAGCCACUGAGAGUCCUCGUGAGCACAAAGCCAAGAGAGACCGUUAAGAUUCCAGAUUCUGCAGACGGGCUUGGUUUCCAGAUCAGAGGCUUUGGACCUUCAGUUGUGCAUGCGGUGGGAAGAGGUACUGUGGCUGCAGCAGCUGGCCUUCAUCCAGGACAGUGUAUUAUCAAAGUGAAUGGAAUCAAUGUCAGCAAAGAGACACAUGCCAGUGUCAUCGCACAUGUCACAGCCUGCCGGAAAUACAAACGGCCAAUGAAGCAAGAUUCCAUACAGUGGGUCUACGACAGUCUUGAAAGUGCUCAGGAAGACAUUCAGAAGUCCCACUCAAAGCCCCCUGGAGACGGGGCUGGAGAUGCUUUUGAGUGCAAAGUAGAAGAUGUCAUUGACAAGUUCAACACCAUGGCUAUUAUUGAUGGCAAGAAGGAGCAUGUGAGUCUGACGGUGGACAACGUCCACCUCGAGUAUGGGGUUGUAUAUGAGUAUGAUAGCACGGCGGGCACAAAGUGCAAUGUGGUGGAGAAGAUGGUGGAGCCCAAAGGGUUCUUCAGCCUAACUGCCAAGAUUCUGGAAGCCCUAGCAAAAAGUGACGAACAUUUUGUCCAAAACUGCACCAGCCUUAAUUCUCUGAAUGAAGUGAUCGCCACUGAUCUUCAGAGUAAAUUCACCAGCAUGUGCAGUGAGAGAAUCGAACAUGUGUGUCACAGAAUAUCCAGCUAUGGGAGGUUCUCUCGGGUGCUGAAGAACAGAGCCUGGCCCACCUUUAAGCAGGCCAAACCUAAGAUCUCCCCACUGCACAGCAGUGAUUUCUGCCCAACCAACUGCCACGUCAAUGUGAUGGAAGUUUCUUAUCCGAAAACAUCAACUUCCCUGGGGAGUGCCUUCGGUGUGCAGCUAGAUAGCAGAAAACAUAAUUCUCACGAUAAAGAAAAUAAAUCUGUCGAGCCAGGGAAACUGAGCCCCAUGGUGUAUAUUCAGCACACAAUCACAACCAUGGCAGCGCCUUCGGGCCUGUCACUGGGACACAAGGAUGGGCAUGGCCUCCAGUAUUUGCUGAAAGAAGAAGACUUAGAAACUCAAGAUAUCUAUCACAAACUUCUGGGCAAGCUGCAGACUGCACUGAAGGAGGUAGAGAUGAGCGUUUGUCAAAUUGAUGACCUUCUGUCUUCAAUAACAUAUUCUCCUAAAUUGGAACGUAAGACAACAGAGUGUGUGACACCAAUGGACAGUGACAACGAGAAGGGAGAGAGAAAUAGCAAACGUGUCUGUUUUAAUGUAGCAGGGGAUGAGCAAGAGGAUUCAGGCCAUGAUACAGUCAGCAACAGAGACUCUUACAGUGGAAUACCAACCUGGGCAAGCAUGUUCUUAAAGCAACAUAAGGCUCUUUUUUGCAGUGACUGCAACAGCAACAGGAAUUCCAUUGCUUCCUUCACGAGUAUCUGCAGCAGCCAGUGCAGUUCCUACUUCCACAGUGAUGAGAUGGACUCAGGUGAUGAGCUUCCUAUCAGUGUCCGGAUAUCUCAUGAUAAACAAGACAAGAUCCACACUUGCCUGGAACAGCUCUUCAGCCAGAUUGAUUCAAUAAUCAACCUCUUGAAAGGACAAGCUGUUAUAAGAGCCUUUGAGCAGACCAAGUAUCUCACACCGGGUCGAGGAUUGCAAGAAUUCCAACAGGAAAUGGAGGCAAAGCUGAGUUGCCCCAGGAGGUUGCGGCUCCAUCUCAAGCAGGACCCCUGGAAUCUUCCCAGCAGCAUCCAGGCGCUUGCACAGAGCAUCAGAAAACAUGCUGAAGAAGUGAAGUGCCGCAUACUACUGGCUCUCCUUGAAUACUCAGACAGUGAAACCCAACUCCGGAGAGACAUGGUUUUCUGUCAAAGUCUUGUGGCCACUGUCUGUGCCUUCUCUGAGCAGCUCAUGGCUGCCUUAAACCAGAUGUUUGACAACAGCAAGGAAAAUGAAAUGGAGACUUGUGAAGCCAGCAGGAGGUGGCUGGACCAGAUUGCAAAUGCUGGUGUGCUUUUUCACUUCCAGUCACUUCUGUCACCAAAUUUGAAAGAUGAACAAGCCAUGCUUGAGGAUACACUGGUUGCCCUGUUUGAUUUGGAAAAAGUUUCCUUCUUCUUCAAACCAUCAGAAGAGGAUCCACUGGUUGCAAAUGUCCCUCUUACCUACCAAGUGGAAGGAAGCAGGCAGGCUCUGAAAGUUUACUUCUACAUGGAUAGUUACCAUUUUGAGCAGCUGCCCCAACGGUUGAAGAAUGGAGGAGGGUUUAAAAUUCAUCCUGUUCUCUUUUCACAAGCAUUGGAGAGUAUGGAAGGAUAUUGCUAUAGAGACAACAUCUCUGUGGAAGAGUUUCAAGCACAAAUAAACACAGCCUCCCUGGAAAAGGUCAAACAGUACAAUCAGAAGCUCAGGGCAUUCUACUUGGACAAGUCAAAUUCCCCACCGAAUACCACAUCUAAAGCUGCCUACAUAGAUAAGCUCAUGAAGCCUCUCAAUGCUUUAGAUGAACUUUACCGGCUGAUCACCUCAUUUAUCAGAUCCAAACGCAUCGCUGCCUGUGUGAACACACCUUGCAGCGCCUCUGGAGUCGGACUGCUGUCAGUUUCUUCAGAGCUGUGUGACAGGCUCGGUGCCUGUCACAUCAUCAUGUGCAGCAGUGGUGUGCACCGGUGCACCCUGAGUGUGACACUAGAGCAAACCAUCACUUUAGCAAGAAGCCAUGGGCUCCCUCCUCGGUACAUUAUGCAGGCCAUGGAUGUGAUGAGAAAGCAGGGUGCAAGAGUUCAGAACACAGCUAAAAACUUGGGCGUUAGAGACCGGACUCCUCAGUCAGCUCCAAGGCUGUACAAGCUCUGCGAGCCACCACCUCCAGUAGGAGAAGAAUGAGCAUUCCACGUGCCAUGGGACAGAUGCUUCCAGAUGCUGCCCAAAUUAACAUUCUCCACCGAAGACAAAGAGAUGCAAAUUAAAGAUUUAAAGUUUUCCCAUGAUGUAAAUAACUGAUGUUUGGUUUGGACAUUUAUGCUGGAACUAGAAGUUCCUUCAGACAGUUCAGCCUUACACUCUAUACAUUAAGAAUACAGAUUCACAUUAGGGCAAAAUUCACUUCUCGUAUUUGUAGAAAAAUAUACAGAGAUAAAAGAUUAACUAUUUUGGUUCCUUUCUCAUUCAUUAAUUAUAUUGUAUUUGUGUUUAGCUUCCCCAAUGGACAGAUAUUAUACUUGAUAGUUUUUCUUGAAGAAGUCUGUCCUAAAAAUGAUGACCACACUCUGGAAACAAUCAUACAGAAACGUUAAGGACAGUGUAGAUGAGGAGUUACAGGUGUCCCAUAUACCACUUGAGUCACCAAGAAAGGCGCAUAUGAGAGGUAGGGAAGUACCUGCCUCCCUUUCUUCUUGGGCUUCCUGGUAACAAAGAGAGCUCAGAGGUUCUGGCAAGACUUUUUCCCUUUUGUUAUGUCUAGUCUCUGGUCUUGUAAACACUCCAGUAGGCAGGUGCUUUUCUUGAUCUUUCCAAUGAGCCAUGAGUGCUGCGUGAUGGACCACUGAUGGCGGUGGGUAGGAAGUUGCUAGGUUGGAGAGAGAGGAGUGAAUGAGGAUGGAAAAUAAUACAUGUAUUGACCACUCACCCCUUGCCAGAGAAAGAUAAAUUCUUAAUUAUAUGAAGUCUUACUAUGAAAUGUCAGACUGUUAAAAUAACACACCUUCCUGAGAAUUUUUCUAUCAAGUUAUAUGUGUAAGAUAUGAAAAUAGAUUUAUUUGUUGUACUUCAAAAGGUCAUUAGAGAAAAACUUUGAUAAUUUAUGGAACCAAGGUAUAGACUGUAUUCAUUCUAAAGUAUAUGCAAUAUUUAUCACUUCUGUGUUAAUAUACUAAAAUUAUUUUAGCACAUAAAUAUAUUAAUAUUGGUUUUAAAUAUAUAUCUUUACAAAUAAUUAAAACAGCAUCACUGUGAUUAUGAUAGUUGUGCUUUGUUUAAUGACAGGAAUAAAUUGUGCCUUUAGGUGAUAUUAUCAUCGUAUAAAUGUCAUGGGGUGUACUUACACAAGCUGAGAUGACUGUGGCCUCAGACACUAUGACCUAUGGAACCACUUCCUAUAGGCUGUGCAUCACUGGCCCAAAGACCUCUAACAGCACAGAACUGUGUGUGGAUAUGGGCUAAGCACAUGAAUUCCUUACUUUAACUACAGGUUUGGCAAACCAUUAUUCAGCUUUACUUUAUAAAUCUCAUAAUGAAUUUCAGACUAUCAUUAAAAGCUAUCAUUACUGCCAGUGAUAUAUUGAAUUUAAAAGUGUGCUUCAAAGGUAUGGGAUACAUAUAUCCUACAAGUUAAGAGUGAAAAUUAUUCAUCACAGAGUACAUAAGAUUUUUCAGUAAAUCUAUUUGUGACUAAUCAUAGAGAAACCAACAUUAGUUUCUAAAAAAAAGCCUUAGCAUUUUGAAUUUAAUAAAGAUAUGACCUACGUUUGCAUAUAUGUGACAUACAUCCAUAACUUUCAGGAUUAAUAUUUUUGCUAUCAUCAGCAUAUAAGUGUGAAGCUCUGGUAGUUCAGGCUGCCUUCUCUGAAAGUCUUGAGCGUAAGGAGAGCUGAUUGCCCGACUAGGCAGACCCUUCACACUGCUUUACUCUUCUGUGUUCACCAGCCUCACUAAGUCUCCAUAGAGGAACAGAAGGGCUACGAAGCAAGCUUAUUUUAUUUUUUCUCAUUAAACUUGUUUUAAUGGUCUCAAAAUUCUGUGACAGAUUUUUGGUCAAGUUGUUUCCAUUAAAAAAAUACUGAUUUUGAAAACUAAUAACUUAAAACUGCCAUACACACACACACACACACACACACACACACACACACACACACACACACACACAAAUGGUCCACAAAACAUUCUUUCCUUCUGAAGGUUUUAUGAUUAUAUUGCCUGGGCAUAUUAUCUGCUUUUUCAGUAUUUAUAAAUUAGUGUAUUUUAAGGAUCCAGUCUAUAUAACAGAAUGUGGUUAAUGUUAUCAUUUUUGUUAAACAUAUUAUUUGUGUACACAGCACUUACAAACUAUAAAGCUUGCUAGUGUUUUAUAGUAACGUCUAUCACUGUCAUAUUUUUUCAUAGUAAAAUCAUAGCUGACAUGGUUUAGUGUAUUCUAAAUGGCACCUUUAAUUACCUAGCCCACGUUUUGAUAUUCCUCCUUCACAUAGCCUUGUAGCAGGGAUGAAAGCUGACCUUGUCUUAUUACCUGUACUUCACAGUUCUGCUAAGCAAAUACUAACCCAGUGACUUGCACAAGUCCACUUGAUGAACAUGGGGGAGUCCGAAGUUAAUGGUUAAAACCUGUCUUAAGGAUUGCACUGCCUUUAUCUGUUGUAUGAGUACCAUUAUAAUAUUAAUAAUUAUUUUCUGACUAAAGUUGGAGUUUUAUGACAUGUAUUGUCAUUUAAUUUAUAUGGAAGAUGUUGCAAAGUCCAGUGGGAAUAUGCAGAAUGCCUUUAAAGUGCAAGAACUAUUUUCUUGGCAUUUUCCAUUCAUAACUGAAGAGGAUCCACAUGUAUUGCAAGCCAGGAGUAGGACAUUAUAUAAAAUUUGACUAUAAUUUUAAAAGUGUUAACACUUAAAAACCUUUGAUAGAUGAGUAAUCAUUUUCAAUACCAUAAUAUACACAUUCUUUUGACAUUGGAAUUUUACAGGCCUUGGGAGUUUAGAACUUUAAUGUUGCACUAUCCUCUGCAACUGGGGAUUAUUGAUAAGCUAAGGAAAACACUGCUUACUGUUCUUACAACUUCUAUAUGUGGACAUAGAUUCCUGUCUACCCAUUGAGAGAUUUCAGAUCUUAUGGGGACAGAAUCAUAUUUACUAUCUUACAGAUUUUCUCAUUCGUUUUAAACAUUACAAAUUUAAUUUUGUAAAAAUAUGAGAAUUUAAGGGCUGAAAAUAUGAGAGAAAGACAGACAGAGGAUGACAAUUUCUGGUCCAGGUUUACUUGGCAGAAUAUGUAAAUGCUGGGUUUCUACUGCAUGCUCUCUCCUGGAAACCAGAAUCCUCAUCUUUAGGAGCAUGCUACUUUCUUUCCUUUUAACAGAAGUUUUCUGAUGUCUUCAAUCCCCUGUGUAUUCAUUUGGCUCCUCUUCUUGCUACAAGAUGUUCAAUUAAACAGGAAGGUAGAGCUGGGAAUGUGGCACAGUGGUUGAGUGCUUGCCUAGCACAUGUGAAGCCAUGUUAAAAUAUAUUGGCUCUCCUUUAAACCAAUGGUGGCUCACACCUGUAAUCCCAGUACUUGGAGAGUCAGUAGGAUUUUCAGGAGUUCAAGGGAAGCUUGAGAUAAAUAUGAAUGUGAGGCCAGUCUAAACUACAGUGGGAGACAUGGCCCAUGAAGGAAACAAAGAUACUACAGUGUGUGUUACAUGGGGUUGGUGCUAUUUCUGGCUCUAUUAAUUUUAACUUUGAAUAGCUCAAUUCAGAAAGAAAUGAAGUUGAUCCUAUGUUAACUUUAAUGGUGAAGAAAAUCAAUGAGAAAGAAAUUCAAGAGGAAGUAUUAGCUAACUUAAGCAAAAAAUAUCCUGCAGUAAGCACAUAGAUUUUAUAGGCAAGGUUAUUUAAAGCAAAUAAGUUUCUAUCUCAAGCUAUCAAGUAUUCUUACACAGUCCAAGCAUCUGUAGUCAUCACAUCUAAGCAGGUGUUUUCUCAGGCAUUUGGAUUUCUAUAGAAUCAUAGUAUUAAAAUUUCAAAGUAAUAACAUUGCUUUUUAAGUUAUUUGUCCUUUUAAAAAAAUUUUGAAAGUAAUUCUGGAAAUAUACCCUACUGGUAUUCCAGUCAAACUACUAAAGCUUUGUAUCUGACUGAACUGCUUCUAAAUUUUAGGAACUUUCUUUUUUAAAGUCUGUUUUUAUGUGAGUGUUCCUGUGAAACUGAGGUCUGAUGACUCUUCCUUAAGCAAUUACAACUUCAUUAGCAUACAUAAGGUUCAAUUAAAUAAGAAACACUGUAUAUUUGUGUGUUUAAAGUCUUAUAGGAGAGCCUCAGGAAAAUCUUUAUUCUGAAGAACUAGCAGGGUAAAUGUAAGAGGCACCAUUGCAAGAAUGGCCUCAGCAUAGUAGUUUUACAAAAUGGCCACCAUUUUACUAGGUGCUGCAAUUCCAUGUUGGUGAUAGUGGUUAAUACUUGGUUCCAGAAUCAUUGGAUACUUUAAUGAUUUGCCAUUGUCACUGUUGUUAACAUUCCUGUUGCUGAGCACCCCUGGCAUGUCUAUUAAAGUACAGUUAGUCUGUGUGACUCUCAGUGGUGACCUAGUGAGAAAUCUGACUCACUCAGAACAGUUUAUUCUCUUAAUGGGUUAGGUUCUGAAAUCUGCUAAGUCUGCUAAUGAUAUACAGAUGUGAGUGUGUAUGUGUGUGUAUGUUCUCUUAUAACAUAAACCACUUUUUAGUUUUGUAAACAUUAAUAAUAAACAUUAGAUUUUGGUUUCUUCAUUGUAUGGAAAUAUGAGACAUGUAUUUUAUAGAUGAACUAUAUGAUGUCUGCUGUAAACAAAGGUGCUGCCUGUGUCAUGGGUGGACUUGUUGGCUGUCCUUUGUUCACUGAUGUUCAUCUGUUAUUUGUAUGAUCCAGUUUGGUUUCUGAUUUGUCUUGUUUGUCAUCACUGUGACAAAUCAUCUGAGAUAAUUAAGUUACAAAGACAAAAGGUUUAUUUUGGCUCAAAGUGUUGGAGAUUCUAUUCCACAAUCAACUGAAGUCUGUGGUUGGGCCUGUCAUGAAGUAGCAAGUAGUGUCAUGACAGAGGAAGAGAGCAGGACACAACUCCUUUGCUCAUUAGCCACAUCACAAAGUAAGAGACAUUGGCCCCACAGUCUUUCAAAGGCAGCCUUCAACAGACACAGAACCACCCAUUGGCCUCCAUCUUUCAGAUGCUUUACCACCUCCCAAUAGCACUAUUCUGGAGAUCAAGCCCUUAAUACAGGGACCUUUGGGAGACACACCAGGGUCCAAACUAAAUCACUAUCCAGUCAAUCUCAAAUCUGCUUUUCUGGUUUACCAUUAAGAAUUAGCUUACAGUGGACAUAAUUGCUGAAUUUUUAAAUGAUUGUUACUAGAAAUACUGGUAAUAACAGAAAUAACAAAGAUUGGGAAAUUAAUUUUAGGCACAGACAAUGAUAACUAUUAUCCAUUCAUAUAAUCAGCAAAUGUUUUGAAAUUCACUUAAUAAGACUCAACCAGAAUUGAGUAUAUUGGAUAGAUUUAAAUAAAAAAGAUUGUCAUAGGGUCUCUGUAUUCCUAUAUAUACAAAGGUAACUUGUAUCUUUUACUUAAAAAUUAUAUUAUUAACAAGGUAAAUAUAUCCUAAUACUAUGUGUUUAUUAUAUACUAUAUAGUCAAGAAUACUAAGUUGUAGAAAUAUUUAGAAAGCAUACCUUUGAAUUUAAGUAUCUAAUGCCUCAAGCAAAUCUGCUAGUUUCAGAAGAAUAUAUAUUUUUGUAACUGCAAGAAUAUGAGUAGAUCAUAGCUUUUGCUUAAAAUAUUUUUGUAAGCAUUCAUUUACACAUACUCAUUUUAAUAGUAAAAUAUUAAACUGAUUCUGUAAAAGAACCUGUUUUGACUAUGUCUAUAUUUAAUAUUAUGUAAUAUCCAAAAUUCAAUAAAUUUCAUCUGAAUGUA